AUGUUUGUGGAUCAAGGCAGAGAGAAUAAUAGAGAGGACGAGAGCUUUGAGAACGAUGAUGGGAUCACUGGCACAGAUACCAAUGGUAAUGGGAUAAAUGACACAGAUACCAAUGGUAAUGGGAUAAAUGACACAGAUACCAAUGGUAAUGGGAUAAAUGGCACAGCUACUGAUGGUAAUGGAAUCAAUGGCACAGAUACUGAUGGUAAUGGGAGCAAUGACACAGAUACCGAUGGUAAUGGGAUCAAUGACACAGAGACCAAUGAUAAUGGGAAAAGGUGGGAAAUGGAUCAAGGACAUGAAAAAUUAUGGGAUAAACAGUAG
This is a messenger RNA of Pelobates cultripes (western spadefoot toad), 324 nucleotides long. The record is from the annotation of a GenBank genome assembly. Lineage: Eukaryota; Metazoa; Chordata; Amphibia; Anura; Pelobatidae.